Molecule: messenger RNA, 3479 nt
Organism: Actinia tenebrosa (Australian red waratah sea anemone)
Lineage: Eukaryota; Metazoa; Cnidaria; Anthozoa; Actiniaria; Actiniidae
Source: RefSeq, a predicted model, not a curated record
UUGAAGUAGGACGGUUAUUAUUACGUUAGGUUUUUUUACUGUGAAAGAUGGACUCUAGUGCUACGUUCGUUUCCUUGUUCGUUCUUCUGUUGACAGCAAAAUCUGCAGUCACCGAGAUGUCAAGUGAAAACGGCCUUUUCUUUGAUGCUUUUAUUGGGCGUAAAAUGUCUUUGCCCAUCAACUCCACCGACAUACAUCAAAGGACGACUAACGUUUCUGACAAAUUAGAGUGCAUCUUCACUUGUUUGGGAUUUCUUUGGUGCCUUUCAGUAAAUUUCAAUACAACUGCCCAAAGAGAUGGCCUCUAUGGAUGUGGGCUACUAUCUGUUGAUAGAUUCUCACACUCAGGGAGCUUAAUAGAAGAAAAAUCGUUCACUCAUCUCAGUAUCAAGAACCCUUGUGCAGAGAUGCCUUGUCUUAAUGGCGGUACUUGUGUCAUUCAAUACAACCGAGAAGACUAUGCAUGCGCCUGCAGACCAGAAAACAGCGGAGAUCACUGUGAAAAUGUGUUAUAUUUAAAUAUUUCCAUUCGAUCAGUAGCAGCCGAAGAUAACAUUCCUAUCACUUCGUGCACACGUUCCAUGAUUCAAGUGAACAACGUUGAAAACUGUUUAAAUGGUAGAGGUCAUAAUAUCGUUGUCUACAACAAGUUUGGUGUCUUUCAGACUAAUACAUCCUUCGACACGCAUGAUAGCAGCUCAUCUGGCCAACAGAUGAAGAAGUUCUUGGAAGAACUCCCAAACGAAAGCAUCGUUCUGAUUGCAGUCUGGGAUAGCGGUAGUACUUACUUUGGGGACGCAGUCAACGCCUUGAAGUCCAUCGGUGCAACCAAUCCCAAUGCUGUAUCUCAGUAUAGGAGCUCAUGGUUGUUAGUUGGGUACAAGGGAGGCUCGCCGUCUUGGAUAACUGAGAAAAGAGCGGAACGAUACAAUGGACCCUGCUUUGCAAAUGUUAAGAUCCCGAUACCAGUCGACCUUUCGUAAAUUUUGAUCUUCUACUAUAAUCAUGCACCAAGCACUUGAGACAGAACGAUCCGAUGGACCCUGCUUUGCAAAUGUCAAGAUCCCGAUACCAGUCGACCUUUCGUAAAUUUUGCUCUUCUACUAUAAUCAUGCACCAAGCACUUGUGACAGAACGAUCCAAUGGACCCUGCUUUACAAAUGUCAAGAUCCCGAUACCUACUAGCCCUUUCUCAUAAGAUGCAUACCACUUUUUUUGAGCAUUUAUCAAACUGAUAUUGUCGUUUGCGCGGUAUCCCUGUGUUUUUAAACGUUUUGGGCUUCUGGGCUCCCUUUAUCUAAUGCCAGGUUCCUAAGCUAAUAUAAACUCAAGAUGGCGGACGUAAAAAGUGUUUCAUCGUAUCUGCAAGUAUUUAUUCAUAUUUUCGACAAUUCAAAGCCUUUAAAUGGAGAAAAAAAUCACAAAAAUAGAAUCUAUAUUCACCUCCAAAUAAGAGUUUAUCACAUAUACUACGUAUACCAUAGACAUCUAGUACUGAACCAUGAGAAGCGCUGUAAACGUGGAACGUUGGUGGAGCGAAAUGUUGAACUGACUAGGCUACUGGCACGUGUUGGUAGAACAAGUAUGCAAGCUUGAACUUUUUGUCCGACAGACUUCUUCAUUUAAUAACAGUUCCGUCACUAAAGGAAGUUUUGGGUGGAUUUGGUCAUGCAACCUUCAUCAAUACACCCAAGAAAACAAGCGAGUAAGACGACGAUAGCCCAAAUACUGAUAUCAGACAAUACGGGGUACUUGUGGAGCAACUACUACGCCAUUCUCUUAAUGCUGAUCCAGAUCAUCAGAUAGUACAGCAUCGUGAUGCCUAACAGUGUGACAAUGAAGGACGCAGUAACCAAGACGAUGAGCAGGGCAAGAAGCAUGUUUUCAUCUCCUUCAUCUGAAAAUGAGGAAGCAUGCUGUUGCAUUGGGACUCGGAGGAUUGAACGAUACAAUUUUAUUAUACAAGGGGAUGUAAUCCACUCCUGCCUUUGCUGUAUUGUCCGAUGUGCUUAAUCUGUGAAAAGAAGAACGAAUAAAAAUUAAAUUAAACUACAGAAAUGAAAUGAAAAAUGAAGAAGAGUAACAAGAUAAAGAAAGAAAGAGGAACUGGGAUGAUGAGGAAUCAAGGUCGGCGUAGUGUUUUUGAGCACUCGAAGAAGAAUAAAAAAGUACAGAAAUAUCACUUGGAAAUAAAUAAAAAACAAAUGAAAAUAAAAGAAAAUUCAAGAUAAAACAAGAUAAAAAAGACGAGGAAUUGGGAUGAGGAGGUAUCAAGUUUGGCGUAGCCUUUGUGUGCACGAGUUUAUCAUUUCAAGCAUCCAAGUUCAAUUUAUGCACUUGCCGCCACGGCUAUUACAUGACCAUUGCAUGUACAGUAAGUAAUGUACGUACUACGGAACAAUACUAGUUGAUUAAAAUGGCACGGCUUUUGGUUGAAUAGCUAAACAGUAUUAUAACGCACAACCGAGAAUAAGGACGGCCGAGCCAAGAGAAUUCGAAACUGGAGCUGAAACUGUAUUUAGCCUUGCAUUGGAUCAGCUCGAUAUAUUGGAAGCUAAAACCAUUCAUAAGGAGUUUGAGGGAGCCAGUAUCUCGAAGGAGUGGAAAACAUGAUGGCAAACCGAGUUCUUACUCUUAUUAGGACGGUCUAAAAAUUCAUCUGACUACUUUUUCCACGUCUAUGAAAAUAUGGCUUUACAAAUUCGACGAAAACUGAAAUACAAGGAUUGCAAAAUUCAUUGCAAAAACACAUCGAUCUCAAGUCCAAUAAGGGUGUAGUCCGCAAGCGGUCGCCUGAACUCAAGCGAGUGUAGCCCUUGCACUCUGGGAAUAAGAAGGUUGCCCUCAAUAGUGCCGUACUCUAUUGAAUAGUCCAUCACCCAUUGGACCAAAUCUGGAUGACCUUGUGUAGCGAUACGUGAUACUGUAGUUGGCUGGAGCAAAUCAACUUGUAUCCAACUAGUAUUUACGGCGAUCUCCAACGGAGCCCACGCUCCAUUAAGAUUAACGCCUUCUCCUCUGUUACCAAGUCUGGCGUAGAAGGGUUCAUAACCACUUGAACGGCUUGUAGAAGCAGUUAUGGACUCAUUUGGAAGGGCUCUACUUUGCAUUCCAAGUGCCUGAUCGCAAAAUUCUAGUUCACACAGUCAAACAAAAAAAGAAAGACUCAUUAAGGCCGAUUUAGACGGUACGAUUUUCGCCUACAACUAUCGUAUACAACACGCUCGCGUCUGUCGAAGGCGAGUUGUAGGCUUGAUUUACACGCUACGACUCGAGUUGUAGGAUGGCGCGAGCGUGUUGUAUACGAUAGUUGCAGGCAAAAAUCGUACCGUCUAAACCGKCCUUUAGAAUAACUAAACUAUUUUCAAGCUCCUACAGUGGAAGUGGUGACUCUUCUGAGAUCAGGAUAGGAAUAAGUUUGAAAAUAUUAGUGUGAAUGGCCGCUGGUAAGACACGAGUAAUAAAAAUUAAUUAAUUAA